GGACAUCGGGGGCUAUAAAGAAUCCAAGCCGGGUUGAACAGAUGAACAACUCCACGCCUCUCUUCGACGUGGGACCGCUCCCUUAAGUUUCUUUCUUCUCUACCUUGCACGGUCUUUACCCUCCCUGUCUUGGUCUAAAAUGAGAUUUGCUCUCCUUUCCGCUCUCGCUGUCCCCGCAGCGGUCGUCGCCAGCCAGGUUCAUCAAGCUAGACAGGACCCUCCGUCCUCCUCGCCUGCAGCAUCUUCACCCGUACCGCUGCCAUCGUCUGGCUCUGUUUCCGCGUCCGCGCCAUCUGUAUCGGGUACAGUCCCAGUUUCGGGCUCCUCUGUCGCUGCACCCAUAACCACCCUUCCGUCCGUCUCAUUCUCGCUUCAAGCAACCAACCCGACCGCCAUCCCACUGUCCGAGAUCACUGCGGGCACCUUGACCACAUCUCCGACGCUUCCCCUUUCAACCGUUUUUGCACCAGGAGCUACUCCUACGUUCUUGACCAAUCCUCCUCCUUUGCCUGAUUUGUCAAAGCUUGUCGUCAGCAACUACCCUCCUCUUGACAAGCCGCCUCCCACAGAUUCCCCGGAGGUACAGCAAUGGAUCCAGGAAGUCGCGAACACGGGCGUUCAGAUUCCAGACAUCUCCCCCACCGUGCUCGGCGGGUGCCCCGCUAACCUCGAUGCCGUCUCUGACCCCAACCGAUGCUGGUGGACAUGCGGAGGAUGCACUCGUGAUACCGACAUCGUCACCUGCCCCGACAAGCUCACCUGGGGCCUCACCCAUGAUGACGGUCCUGCCCCGUACACAUCUAACCUCUUACAGUAUCUUGAUUCAGCCAACCUCAAGACAACCUUCUUUGUUGUCGGCUCUCGUGUCAUCUCAUAUCCUGCUCUCCUCCAGGAGGAGUUCAUGGCACAGCACCAAAUUGCUGUUCACACGUGGAGUCAUCCCCAGAUGACUACCUUGAGCAAUGAGGAGGCCAUCGCUGAGUUGGGCUGGACGAAGAAGGUCAUUAAAGACGUGCUCGGUGUCACACCGCAGUACUGGAGGCCGCCUUACGGAGACAUUGACGAUCGAAUCCGUGCCAUUUCCAAAGCCAUGGACCUCACUCCUAUCAUGUGGACUCGCAUUAGUCCGACCGCGACUUUUGAUACCGACGACUUCAACGUCGCAGGCGGUCUUUCAUCUGCGUCUCAGGUUCUCAGCAAUUGGCAGAACAUUCUCGGCAAUGCCACCAUGUUGGAUACGGGUUUCAUCGUGCUUGAACAUGACUUGUUUGCACAGUCCGUCGACCUUGCAACUGGCUACAUUCUACCCGACGCCCUCGCGUUCGAACCAAAGCUCAAGAUUGAGCCUGUCAUUUCUUGCCUGAACAAGCCCAUGUCUGACGCAUAUAUCGAGACUAACGACAACAAGACCAACCCUCCAGUCGUUUCAGGAAGCCAACCUGUUUCGUUCUCGUCAGGACAGCCCGGCUCGGCAGAAGCCACUGGUGGGGCGAGCAACAACGGGAACAACUCUGGCGCGACUACUAUCAUCAACAGUCCUGCUAACUUGUUCGCUGUUGCCAGCAGUGCUUUCCUUGCAGUCGUUGCUGGUGUCAGUAUGCUCUUCUAGAUUGACUCUUGAAGAGAAGCCGGAACUUGGUUUUUUUUGCUACUACUGCUACUCCUACUACCUCAUGACAUGACUUGCAUAUGGACUUGGACUCUGGACCUCCCGAACGCGACUAUAUCGUUUUUCUUUAUCUAAUACUACUCAAUUAGUUGUGUACAUUUUUCACUUUUCUUGAUCGUGAGCCUAGACAUCUUAGUGUAGUACACCAUGUCGACGGACUAUAGGCCACCCCGUUUAGUUACUCGUUUGCACGUUAUUGAAUUGUUGAACUCGCAUCUUGUCGUCAUGUCAUACACAGACUGAACCACGUAACAAUAGUAGAGCGUCGCAGGCAUGUAUUUUGCAGUGCCUAUUUCUGAUGAUGUUGUUGUUGGCUUUUGAGCGUAAGUACAUGGAGAUCGAAGGCCGCGUUGAUAAUCAAGACAAAGCGAAGGAGGAAAAAAGUAAUAAGAUGUAUAUGUGUGU
Somion occarium is the source of this 2074-nucleotide messenger RNA. The record is from the annotation of a GenBank genome assembly. Lineage: Eukaryota; Fungi; Basidiomycota; Agaricomycetes; Polyporales; Cerrenaceae.